Messenger RNA from Geodia barretti, 1116 nucleotides. NCBI's taxonomy places the organism in Eukaryota, Metazoa, Porifera, Demospongiae, Tetractinellida, Geodiidae. The record is from the annotation of a GenBank genome assembly.
AUGGCGGCGUUGGUUGCCGUCGGGAUACUGUCGGCCGGCUGCUCGCAGGGUGCGUAUCCGCUGGAUAUCUUCUACGAGAUGCACUACCAGCCGUCCUACCGGGUCCAUGAGCCGCCGCGGUUGAGCCCGCCCGAAUCGGCGGUGCCGUGGUACGGUUCCACGCCCCCGCAGCCCACAUCAUUCGCGGGUUCCGGCAAGCACCUGUUUGAAGUCAACUGUGUGAUGUGCCACGGGGCAGCAGGCCAGGGCGAUGGCCCGGUGCUGGCGCGCAUGGCGGUGGAUUAUGGCUACCGCACCACCGAUGCACCGCUACUGAAUCCCAUCCUCACCUCUCCCGUCGCCACCGGGCUCGACCGCGACGCUUUGCGCGGCGUGCUGAACGGCGGGGUGAACGUGAUGCCUAACUUCUCCAAGCUCCUCACGCCAGACCAGAUUGAGCUGGUGCUGGACUAUGUUCAAGGCUGCAUCCAACAGGGCGAUGCCGCUGCGUGCCACAUCGAAUUGCGCUCGCCUCGGUCCGCCGGGGCGAUUUGCGUAUCGUUGGCUCGUGUGAUUUAUGAGGCGUUUUCCUGGCAUCGCGGCGUCCUGGGCGCCGGCUUAUUGGUGGCAAUACUGGCCGGCGUCGCCAUGGGUUACGCCGGCGGCGCAGUCUUUGCCCAGUCGGAUGGUGUCGAAGGCGCUCCAGCGGCAUACGAUGAAGCCGAGGCGCAGGCGAUUGACCGGAUGCUGAUGUGUCCCGUCUGCCCGGCGGAGAGCAUAGACCAGGCCCAGGUGCCCCUGGCCAGGCAGAUGCGCGCCCAGGUGCGGCAGUUGCUCGGUGAUGGCGCCUCCAGGGACGAAGUGCUGGACUGGUUCAAAGCCCGCUACGGCCCGAGCAUUGUGGCCGAACCACCCCGCUCCGGGUUCAACCUGAUUGCCUGGAUUGUGCCGGGGGUUGCGCUCAUAGCCGGGCUGGCUGGUGGAGUGUUGGCCUUGCUAUCCAUGCGCCGCCGCACCGACGAUGAGACUGCCAGCAAUCUGAGCGACGUUGACCCCGCAUUGCAGCCGUACCUUGCCGCCGUCGACCGCGACCUGGCGCUGGAUGCCGGGGACCGAGAGGGGCGCAACGAUGGGUGA